Messenger RNA from Zasmidium cellare ATCC 36951, 354 nucleotides. RefSeq lists its product as uncharacterized. Gene Ontology annotation, biological process: mitochondrial respiratory chain complex I assembly. The transcript is spliced from 3 exons. NCBI's taxonomy places the organism in Eukaryota, Fungi, Ascomycota, Dothideomycetes, Mycosphaerellales, Mycosphaerellaceae. The record is from RefSeq and is a predicted model, not a curated record. The coding region runs from base 1 to 354 and encodes 117 amino acids.
AUGGCGUCGGGAUAUGGAUUGGCUGGAGGUCCCUCCCGCUGCUUUCCCUUCUGGCAGGAAGUCCUCGCCUGCUACGUCGUGAACACCAACUCCGAAGACGACUCUGGCAAGAAGAAAUGCGCGCCGGUGUUGGAGGAUUAUUAUGAGUGUUUGCAUCAUCGGAAAGAGGCCACCAAAAUCGCCGCCCUCCAAGCCGCCUACCGCAAACGCGAAGCCGCCACGCCUCGAGACGAUGCGCCCAACGCGGGACAAAUACGGAGUUUGGGACUGUUGGAGGCGAGCGAUGCGGAGAAGGAUAUUAAGCAUGGGAAUUUGCUGCCGACGUAUUCGAGUAACAAUCCCAAGGGGGCGUGA